Penicillium canariense is the source of this 1059-nucleotide messenger RNA. RefSeq lists its product as uncharacterized. Bases 1 to 1059 code for a protein of 352 amino acids. The record is from RefSeq and is a predicted model, not a curated record. The transcript has a single exon. Lineage: Eukaryota; Fungi; Ascomycota; Eurotiomycetes; Eurotiales; Aspergillaceae.
AUGCCCGACAUGCCGGCUGUCUUCCACCUGUCGGCCUCUCCGCCCAAACUCGAUCUCGCCAGCGCCAACUCGCAGUUCUUUCAAGUCCCUUCCACAGCCUCCGCCUCCUCGUCGCUCUACUCGCUAUCUGUCAGUCGCAAGCGACCGCGUCGCAAUACUGGAAAACUAUCUUCCCAUUUCGAGGCCUCGUCGGAAAACGCCUCCGCCUCUCCGCUGCUCCUGGCCGAUUACCGCAAAACAAGCGGUCACGACGACUUCCACCCACCCGCCGAGUUCGACUACCGUCCCAACCGAUACCGCGAGUCGUUUCUCCCGCCUUCGCUCGACAACAGUGUCGAGGCAAUAGACCCAGACUUGUACGGAACCAGUCGCAAACGUAGUCGACGCGACUCGAUCCUCGCCUCUCCGUCCGCCGACGAUGCCAGUCCCAACUCAAGGCCCGUCGGCUGGGGACGAACCGUGAUGAAUGCCGUAGGAAAAGUCCUCGAUCUCUGCUGGUCCGGGGCUUUCCGGGGCUUCUACGCAGGUGGAGGGCAGGGCUACGACAUGCCCGCCGGGUCACCAGCCCCCUUCAAUCCCAGCUGGGAGGCUGGGCCGAGUGGAGUGGAAAAGGACCGAAUUUUCCAAUCCCCCAUCCCCGGCCAAUUCCCGGAGGAAGAUCUCGAUCGGAACUGGGUCGUUAUACCGACCGACCCAGCCGACCCCUUUGUGGGCGAUAGUAGCAGCAGUCCAUCCGCGCGAGCCCGUCGCAUUCACCAGGCAUCGAGCCCCCGCCGUCGACCAGCUGUCAUGCCCCGGUUGGGCAAGAGACCGAGUACCGGUCCCUCUAUGCGGCCCUCGACUCCAACGAGGAUUCAGCCCCUUCCCUCGCCCCGGUCGAGAGAGGGACCCGGGUCGGCGGAAAUGCAACGAUAUGCGGCGCAGAUGCGCCGCAAGGAACGCGAAGAAGAUGCCAGUAUCAAGCGAUUGAACCGGCAACUUCAAGCUAUGAUUAAAGAGGGCAAAGAGGCACUGGGAACGACAGUGGAGGUGGACGAUUUGGACAUGGACUUUGACUGA